Molecule: messenger RNA, 3416 nt
Organism: Solenopsis invicta (red fire ant)
Lineage: Eukaryota; Metazoa; Arthropoda; Insecta; Hymenoptera; Formicidae
Gene: spab
Product: ITG-like peptide
Exons: 6
Coding region: 194-871 (225 amino acids)
Source: RefSeq, a predicted model, not a curated record
GAAGUAUAGAUUGCCGAAGCGAGCGCAGCACGGACUCAGUCCUCCAACAAACUCCACCGAGGACUUGUUGAGCUUGUGUGAAUCUAUCGAGGAGUAGCUAAUCCUGCCCGGCCGAGGUGUGAAGGCGUUCCAGGCAACCUGAGCCAGGGCGCAAGAACGUUUCAGCGCCGAAGAUCAGUACAUCUCCAGCGGCAUGAAGGCGUGUGCGGUAAUAACGCUGGUGCUUGUAGCAAACACGGCUUAUAUCGGUGUCGAGGCAUGGGGUGGUCUCUUCAACCGCUUUAGUCCCGAAAUGUUAUCUAAUCUCGGCUACGGCGGUCACGGAGGUUACAUGAACCGUCCUGGAUUACUACAGCAGUCGGAACUUCAGGAAGGAUAUGGUGGUAUGUAUGAAGGAGUCGAAUCGACAGAAGAACCUUGCUAUGAGAGGAAAUGCGUAUACAAUGACCACUGUUGCCCGGGUUCCAUUUGUGUGAAUCUCGAUGGAGUAGUUGGAACAUGCAUUUUCGACUUUGGCAUGAAGCAAGGCGAGCUUUGCAGGCGAGAUAGCGAUUGCGAAACUGGCUUAAUGUGUGCCGAGAUGCCUGGACGCGAAACAAAAUCGUGUCAACCGCCAACCACUUCGAACAAGUUAUACAAUGAGGAGUGCACUAUGUCAAGCGAGUGUGACAUUAGCCGUGGUCUAUGCUGCCAAUUGCAAAGGCGACAUCGGCAAACUCCCAGAAAGGUUUGCUCGUACUUCAAGGACCCCUUAGUUUGCAUCGGACCGGUGGCAACGGAUCAGAUAAAGUCCGUGAUCCAAUAUACUUCCGGCGAGAAACGAAUCACCGGACAGGGCAACCGCCUGUUCAAGCGGAUGCCGUACGCCUAAACGCUCGCUCGUCGUCACGACGAAUGGGAAGUAUACAGUAUAAGAUAAGCUACGAGAAAAUCAAAUCCUCCUUUAGUCGUUGUGAAGAUACUUAGGUCUAAGUAUGUCGAUUUGACAUUAUCUCGAUCUCCUUCCUAGUCCUAACUCUACUCUAUGCCACGAUACACCGGGAAGUAUGAUGCGUGCGAUAAAACAGUUGAAUUAAAUGUUACUCGGAAAGAUGUUACUCGGAAAGAUGUUACUUCGAAGAUGUUUCUUCUUCGAAUAUAGCGCGACUGAAAAACCUAUAACACAUAUCAUAGUAAGCCGUCUAAUAGGUCUCUAGGAUUAAGGGACAUGCUAGUGUAGUCGUGAUAAGGAAGAGUGCGCUGGUGAUUUAAGAGCGCCGUUCGACAAAGAUGUUUCUUAAUGAUAUAGAGGUAAGAAUGCUAUGUGAGAGGAAAUGCAUGCACAAUGACCACUGUUGCCCGGAUUCCAUUUGUACGAAUCUCGAUGGAAGCAAAGCAAAAGAGAAAACAUAUCCUAAUUGAAAGUUUUAUCCGUAUUAAUUAAUUAAAACUCUUCAAUUUAUAAAAAGUAAUAAAGAUCACCUAAAGAUCUCCUUUUCUUAUAAACAAUUAUCAGUUUUGAAAGAAGGUUCAUCUACCGAUAGAGCUUUUCUUUCGAAUAAUAGAGAUUAGUGGAGCAGUUAAUUGCUCGCGAUAAGUCAUGGUUAUAGAAAUAAGAUAUAGUAAAUGAGAGAGAGGCGUGCACAAAGAGAGAAAUGGAGUCUUUCUUAUCGUCGCAGUGUCAACAUUGACAAUUUUAUCUUAUUAAUCAAUUUUAUCCUGUUAGUCUCGUCAUGCUGAUCUGUAAGAUAUUUCGAUUGACAAAGUCUACCUUUUGAGAAUUCCCGAAGCAAUAGAACAAUAAAUCACGACUGCUGACAUAACAAUGUCGUCUCCCUUAACGACGCGAGAAAUUUCAAUGUCGAUACCGUGAACGAUUGUGUCAUUCAAAUUGCCGAAGAUUGUGCUUUUCAGCUGCAAUUUCAUUGCGUAUUAUAAAGCGUCAUAAAAUUUAUUUCAAAAUUUCAAAAUUAACAUAUAAAAUGCAAGAGGUGCUUUUUUAAACAUUAAAAUAAGCAUUGAAAUAAAAACCAAAUCAAGAUCCAAAAGAAUAGUCAAAUAAUUCUAAAAGAGACAUCAUAAAUUUGAGAUGUCUUUAAGGAAUUCUUUCCUCAAAGUUUUCAAACUUUAAACUUCCAUAUCGUUUAUGAAAUAUAUAUUUCGUAAUUUUGACAAAAUAACAAAAUGAAGAAAGCGCAGCUGAAAGGAACAGAGUUAUCGUCAAUGCACUGACUUAAAUGAGUCUGAGGGGAUGCCAGCGGGACAUGAUGAAAAAAAUCGUCUACAAUGGCGGAUUUAAGGCCCAAAUAAAAUAAGUGAAAUAACAUUUCUAACGCAGAGCCAAAUGAUAUUUUCAAUAUUAUGACGUUUUGCACUUUAUUGCAAAAAUGUGAACAUUUUAAGCACAAACAGUCAUAAAUCAGCCAAACGCUUUGGGAAAGCUGUCAGUAAUGGAGGCCCCUAAUGGGGCUCCAAGAAACCGGUUAUCCGUAAGUCCGCCAUUGCACAUCCCGUUGAUUAUUCAAACGCACAGAUCGAAGUAUUUAUUUUUCUUUCUCACGCUUUAUGAACGGUCGUUCGGCGGACGUCGCAAGAAAUGCGAAGUGUCAUUCAGACGGUUUUACUGGCAGAAAAGUAUUUUCUACUGAGGGAAAAGGAGCUAAAAGAGGCACAAGUACCUUAUAAUCCGAUCGAUGUUUCGAGUUUACCCUUAGGAAUCGUACACUUAGACGUUUAACUUCGACUCUAACGUCGAAUACAUUUAUUCCUACCCUUCUCCAAAAAGAACUUUGCACACUGUCGGUGUGUAUAUUGUACUCGUAAUGUAAGUCACAUCGUGAAGUUGAAAAACGACACAUUUUAGAAUGUAGGAGGAUUAAUACGCUGUAAACGAUACAUAUCAAAGAGGGAAAAGUUUUUCUCCGCUACCUUACAUUCAAAGACAUAGCGUUAUAUAUAAAUAUACAUAUAUACGAUGAAAGACGACGGGAACAGAGGAGACACUUUAACUCUUAGUGGCAAAUAUAGAUGUGCGUAUUAUUCGUUAAAAAAAUAAAAAAAAAGUAAAAUUUCAAGCAAGUACCAAGAAGAGGAAGUUAUUAAAAAAUCGCGGAAAUCGCUCUGUAAAACAUUAAUCACAGAAAUCUCUCUCUGUCGAGUAAUAAUAUCGCGGAAAUCGCUCUAUUAGAAGUACUAACGCUAAUGAAAUCGUAAUACUAAAUACACGAUGCAUAUUGUCUGUGGCUAUUGUUAUGUGAAAUAUUACUCUGUGGAAAAAAUUCAUUAUGAUAUUAAUCGUUACUGUCAUCAAAGAAAGAAUAAUGUUAAGUAAAAAUCGUUUGAGAUCGAUUGCACGAUGUUUUAAGAGUAAUCGUGGGAAGCGCAGUGUUAAGAGUUUUUCGAAACCGCGUUCGUAUACAACAAUACAGCAAUUACAA